ACAUAAAAAUAUGAACUUUUGUUAACAAUUGUGUUGAUAGACGAAGUAAGCUAGUGAAUUUGAAUUCCAAUGUUAGCAUAGAAUUUGUUAUUCAAAUAUUUCUUCUUCUCGGUCAGCUUUCUGCCUCUUUCUUCACCUGCUCGCUCUCUCUUUCUGCCUCUUUCUUCUUCUCCGUUAGCAUAGAACUCUCUCUCUCCUGCAAACACAUACUCGGAGGCAUGUGAAGCUGAAAUUUGUAGUUGAAAAAAUCAGCUGCGAUAUUAAAGAUUACGAAUUUUUAUGGGGCGGUGGUUUUUAUUCAGUUAAUUAAUGUAAUACUCCACCAACUGAAGCAGAUACUACUUGAUCUCGUUUGCGAAAUACUGCCGCCGACUGGUUUUUAAACUAUGGAUGGAAAUGGAAAUGGAAAUGAUAGGGCUCGAAAAGGUACCGCAGAAAUUAGCAUGAUUGGGAAUCAGAAUAGGACGGGUGAUAUGAUAAUUGACGUUUCUGAAGAUGCAAAACCUAACUUUUCCGGAGCAUCACCUCUUAGAGAGCCCAAUACUUCGGCACUUAGUGCUCAAAAGUCACCACCGAUGAGUUACGCCUCACCUGAAACUGUGAGGAUUAGUGCUAGUAAGCCUCCCAAGAUCCCCACAGCUGAGGGUCUCACUAGGCGAAAAUCUUUAUCCAGGUCUCUUUAUUCUAAGCCAAAAGCUCGAUUUGGUGAGCAAUCUGUGUCUCUUGAUGGUAAGAUGUUUAAUGAGAGUGGGCCAGAAGUGAAUGUGGUUCAUAGUCGGGGUGCUUCGCCUAAUCAUGUGAAGGCAGAUGCUGGUAGUGCUAGCGUAAGGGAUAGGACCGUGCCAGUAACUCCCAAAACCCCGCUUAUGAAUUCCUUUAGGGGACUCGACGAGGAUGAGGAAAUAUAUAAGAGGGUUAGCAGCAAGAAGAAGUUAAAGUAUAGGAAAGUGAAAGCCAAGGUUUUGGUUGAGUGGUUGAUAUUUCUUUUUAUUCUUGGCUGUUUGAUUACAAGUUUGACUGUUCAUAGAUUUCGAAACAUGAUGCUCUGGGGAUUAAGUCUUUGGAAGUGGUUUGCGCUUGUUAUGGUAACCUUUAGUGGCUUGCUGUUUACUGAAUGGCUGAUGAAUUUUGUUGUUUUGUUGAUUGAGCUAAAUUAUUUGCUGAAAAAGAAGGUAUUGUAUUUCGUUUUUGGCCUGAAGAAGAUUGUUCAAGUUUGCCUAUGGUUGGCUUUGGUGCUUAUCACUUGGGCUUUGCUGUUCCGGGAAGGGGUCGAUAAGUCGUCACAUGCUACUGCCAAGAUUCUGGAUCUUAUAACUUGGACUAUUGCUUCGUUGCUUAUUGGUUCGUUCUUGUGGCUGUUGAAGAAUUUGUUGCUAAAGAUCUUGGCGUCUUCGUUCCAUGUGAACACAUUCUUCGACAGGAUUCAGGAAUCAAUCUUUCACCAGUACAUACUAUUUUCACUUUCUGGCAAGCCAGUCAUGGAGGCGGAACAAAUGUUGGGGAGAGCAAGCAGUAAUGUAAGUCAUUUUAGUUUCCGUGUCAUGAAGAAAGAUAAGGAAGGCAGGGAAAAGAAGGAGAAAGAGGUGAUUGAUAUCAAUAAGCUGCAUCAGAUGAAGCAGGAAAAGGUCUCUGCCUGGACCAUGAAGAUGUUAGUUGAUGUUAUAUCUAAUUCAGGGCUCGCCACAAUUUCUAAUACUCUUGAUGAAAGCAUCUAUAAUGGGGGCAAUGAACAAACCGACAAGGAAAUAACAAACGAGGAGGAGGCAAUUGCUGCUGCGUAUCACAUUUUCAGAAAUGUUGCUCAGCCUGGUUGCACGUACAUUGACGAAUAUGAUAUGAGGAGAUUUAUGAUUAAGGAAGAGGUUGACAUUGUAUUUCCGAUGAUUGAUGUGGGCGAGACUGGAAAGAUUGACAGAAAAGCUUUGACCGAAUGGGUGCUGAAGGUUUACCAAGAUCGCAGAGCACUUGCCCAUGCUCUUACAGACACAAAAACUGCUGUAAAGCAACUGAACAAGCUUAUUACAGCGCUUUUAAUGAUCAUUAUUGUGAUUAUAUGGCUUCUCUUGACGGGGAUAGCGACCACCAAAGUGCUUGUUGUUAUGUCAUCUCAGCUUGUUGUGGCUGUUUUUAUGUUUGGAAAUACUUGCAAGACUAUAUUUGAAGCAAUUAUCUUCGUAUUUGUGAUGCAUCCCUUCGAUGUGGGUGAUCGCUGUGUUAUUGAUGGUGUUCAGAUGAUCGUGGAAGAGAUGAAUAUCUUUACAACUGUCUUUCUGAAGGCAGAUAAUGAGAAAGUGUAUUACCCAAAUUCUGUUCUGUCUAUGAAACCCAUAAGCAAUUUCUACAGAAGUCCAGAUAUGGGAGAUUCGCUUGAGUUCAGCAUUGAUUUCAAGACAUCAAUGGAGAAAAUAGGCUCUUUGAGAGAGAAAAUCAAGAAAUACUUGGAGAAAAACCCUCAGCUGUGGCAUGAAAAUCACAACCUCGUCGUUAAGGAGAUUGAAAAUGUGAACAAGAUAAAGAUGGCCCUCUUUUUCAACCACACCAUGAACUUCCAAAACUUUCCAGAGAAGAGCAGGCGCAGAACCGAGCUUGUUCUUGAAAUGAAAAGGAUUUUUGAAGAGCUGCACAUCAGAUAUGAUCUCCUUCCUCAAGAUGUUCUUCUCAGCGAUUCUAGAACACCAACAGAAACCAGCAAAUGAGCUCCCGUCGAACUGAAGAAACCAAUAGGUGUCCUCUCUAAGUAAGUCUGCUCUUAUCAGAUUAUGAUGAUGUGAUUGCUGUCAGAUUGAAGGUCAUACAGCAAGGUUGAAUUUGAGGAGAGCAAGAAGCACCAAUUUUUCCAUAUAUGGUAAUUUCGGGUUGUAAAUCAGUUUAGUUGAAGAAGUCGUUUCCUUGGGGGGACCUUUCUAGCUAAUUUCAUACUACUCCUCCAUUUACCUACCUAGCCUUUCUACUUUUUUACUACUACUAGUAGUACUAGUAUUUUUUUACCAUCUUACUUCAAAUCUACUAGUAUUGUUAGACAAUGAUAUCUAUAUGCUUGAGUAUUAAAAUUUGCUUCAUCUUUCCAAACAA
Salvia splendens (bonfire salvia) is the source of this 3072-nucleotide messenger RNA. Its product is annotated as mechanosensitive ion channel protein 10. Gene Ontology annotation, molecular function: mechanosensitive monoatomic ion channel activity. The transcript has 7 exons. Lineage: Eukaryota; Viridiplantae; Streptophyta; Magnoliopsida; Lamiales; Lamiaceae. The record is from RefSeq and is a predicted model, not a curated record. Bases 387 to 2696 code for a protein of 769 amino acids. Gene Ontology annotation, cellular component: plasma membrane. Gene Ontology annotation, biological process: detection of mechanical stimulus; transmembrane transport; monoatomic anion transport.